GGCAGUGGUGCCGCUCUGACUAGCAAGCGCGGACGUGCAACAUGACGACCAGUGCCGGAAUAACCUGUCUACUCGCCUGCGUUGCUUUUGUCAACGCUGGCAUCCUGCUCGAGCAUGCGCCUGAGUGUCCGGAACACUACGGUGUGCAGGCGUACGCGCACCCUGAACUGUGCGACCAGUUCUUCCUCUGCACCAACGGCACCCUGACGGUGGAAACCUGCGAGAACGGCCUGCUGUUUGACGGCAAGGGCGCUGUGCACAACCACUGCAACUACCAUUGGGCCGUUGACUGCGGGCACAGGAAAGCUGACUGUGAGUAUCACGUGCUUGGUUCCUACUCUUCUCCGGGCUGCGAGUUCCAGUUCGGCAUCUACCCCGACAGCGAGGAAUGCUCCACCAGCUACGUCAAGUGCGCCUUUGGCAUCCCCGAGCAGGAGCCCUGCACCCCCGGCCUGGUGUACGACCACCGCACGCAUGGGUGCAACUGGCCCGAUCUGCUGCAGCCGUUCUGUAACCCUGAAGCGGUCAUCGGCUUCAAGUGCCCGACGAAAGUGCCCGCCAACACGCAAUCCGCCAAGUUCUGGCCCUUCCCCCGUUUCCCGGUGCCCGGCGACUGCCACCGCCUGAUCACCUGCGUGGAGGGCCAGCCGCGACUUAUCACCUGCGAGGAGGGCAAGGUGUUCGACGACCAGAACCUGACCUGUGAGGAUCCCGAGCUGGUGCCGCACUGCGGACAUGCGUGAUUGCGUCAUGAUUGUGUUGCGAAACGAAAAAACUUUUCUUCUUUCUGCCGAGCGAAAUUGUCAAGUAAAGUCAAAUUGCUACAUAUUAUAAGUUUAAGUGCAUCCUCUCCAAAACAUGUACACACUUUUUUUAUCCAAAUAAAAAUGUAAUAUUUACUUUGCGUCAACUAUAAAAUAAAAUUGAAUCUAAAUUUGAACUAAAACUAAAAAAAAUCGUAAAACGCCUGCGCCAAAUCUUGAGAUUAGUUGUCAAAGCGGACCCCAGACUCCCAUGAGCCGUGGCAAUUGCGGGGAUAACGCAAAGAGGAUGAUGAUGAAUCUAAAAUUGAACUACAAAUUAAAGUAAAAUAUGACUUGCCUUUCUACGAGAGUACUCGUCGUAGCUAACUAUCUUCAAUUUCAUGACUUUCAUGAGUUCUUUACGAAACAGUGCCAAAAGUCCAAAGUGACGUUUCUCGUGCGUGAUUUUCGUUUUGCAAUGUGGUUAUUUCUAGCAAUUAAUUUUAAUUCACCGUCCAUUUAUUAGUAAUUUUAAUACGUGAGAACGUCUUAUAAAAUUACGACAAACAAUUGACUUUUUUACUGAACCCUAUUUAUUUCCAUAAUAAAAAUGGUAAAAGUUACCUAUGAAUUUUCCUAAAACUUGUAUGUUACCCGUAACAAAGUUGCCAAAUGCAGAUAAUUCGUGAUAUUAGUUACCGUAGAUAUAUAUGUUUUUUACGUCAAAGUUUAUAUGUAUUUAUCAUGUACACUUCUGUAAAUAGAUCAGCAAAAAGAUGGAUUUGUAAAUAGGAAAAUAAAAUAUCUAAAUAUA
Molecule: messenger RNA, 1557 nt
Organism: Leguminivora glycinivorella
Lineage: Eukaryota; Metazoa; Arthropoda; Insecta; Lepidoptera; Tortricidae
Product: protein obstructor-E
Exons: 5
Coding region: 42-743 (233 amino acids)
Cellular component (GO): extracellular region
Molecular function (GO): chitin binding
Source: RefSeq, a predicted model, not a curated record